Messenger RNA from Fraxinus pennsylvanica, 390 nucleotides. The record is from the annotation of a GenBank genome assembly. Lineage: Eukaryota; Viridiplantae; Streptophyta; Magnoliopsida; Lamiales; Oleaceae.
AUGGGGUGGACCCAUGAGUCCGGGCCCUCCUACGCGGUGGUGGCGCAGGUGGUGGUGGGUCAGGAAGAGAAUAGAGGCCGAAUGGGAGUCAUGGUACGUAGUGGUAAUAGGUGUAAUUCAGUGAAUUUGAAGGAUUGGACUGAGCAAAACCCCUGUGUAAUUGGUGAUAAGGUUUUGCAGAAAUGGGGCCCCAGUCUCCCCUUUCUCUUCAAGGUGCUUUCAGUGGCAAAGCCAUUGUCAACACUGGCUCAUCCACAUAAGCUUUUGGCUGAAGUUCUCCAUAAGCAACAGCCAGACAUAUAUAAGGAUGACAAUCACAAGCCUGAGAUAGCUUUGGCACUCACUGAGUUUGAGGCUUUAUGCGGGUUUAUCAGAAGGGGCAAGGGAUAG